AAAGUCCACCCUAGAUAACUGGCAGUGUUCAGGAAACUUCUUCUGCUCACGAGUGCAGCGUGACAGAGACAUUGCUCAUGGUCACCGCUUUUCAUUUGGCUUUCCUGCUGUUAUUAACACUUACAGAAUAAGAAUAAGAGCGAACACGGGAUUAUAUUACAGUCUAACAACCACUCGGGAAGUUUCAGGUUCAUCUGGAAAGCCUGACCAUGCUCAUCAGACAGAGGGCGCUGCUUACUUUCUGUUUCUGGUCGACUUUGACUGUGAGCAGGGAGGAGCAGAGCAUUUACAGAUCUGUCACCACUCCAAACGAGGCAUAUUUUGCAGAAACUUUCGACACAAGCCCAUUGGAUAGAAAAUGGGUUCUUUCCCAAUCACUGAAAGAAGGAGACUUGGACAUUUAUAAAUAUGAUGGUGAGUGGCUUUUAGAAGAGUCUAAGAAUCAAGCCUCACCAGGAAACAAGGGCCUUGUCCUUAAGUCUCCUGGCCAUCAUCAUGCUAUUUCGGCAUACCUACGGACAGUGUACCACUUCAGAGAAAAACCUCUGGUCCUACAGUAUGAAGUUUUCUUCCAAAACGGGAUUGACUGUGGAGGAGGCUACAUAAAAUUGCUGUCUCAUUCAGACGACCUGCGUUUGAGUCAAUUUAACGAUGCCACACCAUACACCAUUAUGUUUGGUCCAGACAAAUGUGGAAGUAUAUACAAAGUGCAUUUCAUCUUCUGCCACCGGAACCCACUGACGGGGAUGUAUGAGGAGAAACAUGCCCGGCAACCUGAGACUGACCUGAGUGACUAUUUCACUGACCACAGCCCUCAUCUCUACACUCUCAAUUUGUAUCCUGACAACACAUUUGAAAUCCUCAUCGACCAAACACUAGUCAAUAACGGCAGUCUCCUAGAGGACAUGGAUCCCCCAGUGAUGCCUCCCCGUGAGAUAGAGGACCCGGAAGAUACUAAACCCUUUAACUGGGACGAUAGGCGUCAUAUUCCAGAUCCCACUGUAACAAAACCCCAUGACUGGGAUGAAGAAGCUCCUCGGCUUAUUGCUGACCCCACAGUGCAGAAACCUACUGGCUGGAUAGAAGAAGAAGAGCCCUUUAUCCCAGACCCAGAGGCUCAGCCUCCAUAUGACUGGUCAGUGGAGAUGGAUGGGGAGUGGGAAGCUCCUCUCAUUGCUAACCCUGCCUGCUCCCAUGCUGUCGGCUGUGGGCCAUGGAAGCCUCCCAUGGUGCCCAACCCAGCAUAUAAGGGGAAAUGGAGACCACCUAUGAUUGACAACCCAAAUUAUCAGGGAAAAUGGCAGCCACGUAUGAUCCCUAACCCGGCUUACUUUGAGGACCCUCAGCCAUUCAGAAUGAGUCCUGUGUCUGCAGUAGGCUUUGAGCUGUGGUCCCUUACUGGAGAUGUGCUCUUUGACAACAUCCUGCUCUGUGACGACCUUGAGAUUGCCAAACGCUGGACAAAGGACACCUGGGGACAAAGGCAGACAAAGGGAGUUGUGGAGCGGUUACUAUUUGCCACAGGAAAGCAUCCCUGGCUCUGGGGUGUGUACGUCUUCACCGUGGGCCUUCCCAUCAUCCUCUUCAUCAGUUUCAUGUGGCCUGAUAAGCGAUUUGGCCCCUUGGAUCAGGAUUAUUAUUACAAAAAAUGUGAUGAGCCUCAGCCAGACAGUCCACAGGGUCCAGAGGGCCACAAGAGUUCCACUGACUAUGGACCCAACAGCUCUAGCGGCCUGAGGAAACGGGAAAUCAACACAGCACAGAAAAAGUCUGACUUGGAGUUAAAGGCCUUCAAAUGAUGCAAGCUAAACCGGGGACCUUCUUCGUGGUUUACUGAACCUGGCAUGGAUAAAGCAUUAGAAAAUAAAACAUGAAUGGUUUCUGAAUGUUUGAGCCCCCUAAGCAACAUCCUACUUAAAGUAUCCUAAACUUGAAAACAAUUCAAAAGACACUCCAGAGGGAAAAAUACCUUUUUUUUCAUUUACUUUUUUUUUUUUUUUUUUUUAAAUAGUGAUCAUGUGACUUUCAGAUGAAGUCUUGUGAUGGGAUAGGAAAUGAAUUUUGUAAGGCAGGAUCUUGUGAACUGUAACAGAAGUAUGUUUUGUUUUCCAAAGUCCCUGUUUCAAAUAAAGCUAACUUUCACUUUCAGAGUCACAUGAAA
This is a messenger RNA of Pangasianodon hypophthalmus (striped catfish), 2161 nucleotides long. Its product is annotated as calnexin. Gene Ontology annotation, biological process: protein folding. The record is from RefSeq and is a predicted model, not a curated record. The transcript has 14 exons. NCBI's taxonomy places the organism in Eukaryota, Metazoa, Chordata, Actinopteri, Siluriformes, Pangasiidae. Bases 210 to 1799 code for a protein of 529 amino acids. Gene Ontology annotation, molecular function: calcium ion binding. Gene Ontology annotation, cellular component: endoplasmic reticulum membrane; endoplasmic reticulum.